AUGGUUUUGUUCUGUCAGUCUGUGUUUUUUUUCUUCUUCCUCCUUCUAUGUUUUCUUUCUGAGUCAUCUCUCUCAGAAGUGUGUUUAAAAUAUCUCUGUGUGUGCAGCUACAAAACUCAGCUGGAGUUAAACAGUCAGACUCUCAGACCGAAGAGGAACAGCCGUGAUUGAAGUUUCAUCUCAUGAAAAUGGAAGUCUCGGAGGAGUUUGACUACUAUUACCACGAAAACAUCAGUUUCAACUUCAGCUAUGAAGACUACCCCGCCCUUUGUAGGAAGGGUGACAUCCGUUCCUUCGCUGGCGUCUUUCUCCCCAUCAUGUACACUGUGUGUCUGGUGGUUGGCGUGGCAGGAAACGCUUUAGUCGUUGCCAUCUACGCCUACCACAAACGCCUCAAGACUAUGACAGACACCUUCCUGACCCACUUGGCUGUGGCUGACCUGCUACUGCUCUUCACACUGCCAUUCUGGGCUGCUGAUGCGGCAAGGGGCUGGGAUCUGGGCGAGGUCGUGUGUAAGAUUGUGUCUGCCUGCUACACAGUCAACUUCACCUGCUGCAUGCUGCUGCUGGCUUGCAUUAGCCUGGAUCGCUACUUCGCAUUAGCUAGAGCGCAAGGGAAUGACCAAAGAGGGCGGCUGGAGAGGAUGUUCAGCAGGAGACACUGCUGGAAGGUGUGUUUGGUUGUCUGGAUGACAGCUGUCUUCCUCGGUCUUCCUGAUUUGAUCCUCUCAGAAGUAAGAUGGUCGUCCGGUAGGAGCAUCUGCCUGGCUGUCUACCCUCCAUCAAUGGCAGGAGGCGGGAAAGCUGCUCUGGAGAUGGUAGAGGUGAUGCUGGGAUUCCUGCUUCCUCUCAUCAUCAUGAUGAUCUGUUACUGCAGAGUGGGCUGGGCGCUUAAAGACCUCCCCGUUGAGAGCAGAGGAAAGAAGUGGAAAGCUCUGCGUGUUCUCCUGAUAGUCGUCGGGGUGUUUGUGGUCACCCAGCUUCCAUAUAACGUGUUGAAGGCGUAUCGAGCGAUGGACUCGGUCUACAUCUUAGUGACCCACUGUGGGACAAGUAAAGUGUUGGAUCAGGCGGCGCAGGUGACAGAGAGCUUGGCCCUCACUCACUGCUGCCUCAACCCCAUCCUCUAUGCCUUCAUGGGAUCAUCCUUCAGGCAGCACAUGAUGAAAGUGGCCAAGAAAAUUGGAGAGAGGAGGAGGAAGAGGAGGAAGGAAAAUCCUGAAGUGGAGGAAGGAGUGGAGAUGUCAUUUAACUCCCAUAGUGCAUCCCAAGAGACAAACACCUUCUCAAUAUGAGAUAGGUAUAGGAUGUGUGCUUGAAUCACUUUUUAUAGCAGCAUGAGUAGAAAUCAUUUAGCUGUAGUUAUUUUUCACAAGUGUUAACGAUCCCACCACAUCUAAAACAGAACAAUUUGACUGUUUUCUCCUCCCAGUUUAUUAAAAAAGACACUGAGCGAAGUUCGGUGUCAAUCAAUCAGUCCAUCAGGCAACUUUAUCAAUCCCUCUAGGGGCAUCUUUGGAACAGAUGGAGCAUAGAUGGCACAAAUAAAACACAGCAGUGGACAAAAGAAUUGACUCAGAAGAGGUAAAAUAUGAAAUAAAAUCUAAAAUAAAUACUGAAAUUGAGCAGACAGAUUGGGGCUGAUAAAGAUAAAAGGACCAGUCUUGAAAAGGAUAAGAAGCACAUAAAAAAUGUAUUAAAAAAUCUGAUUGUGGAGGGGAAUAAUUUUAACAAUUAAAAAGUUUAACAAGCAGGUCAAACAUAAUGUCCUGUUUGCAACAGAGAAAACUAAUUUAAAAGGGACACGGAUUAUUGGACUGACUCUCUCCCCUCUUCACAAUAACCUCACUUUCACAUUAAAUCUGAGUUGAAUUUGUCAUAGACUGACCGCAGGCUGUUGAUGACAUCCUGGUCCAGAAGAAACAUAGCAUUUAUCUUCUGCAAGCAAAAAAUUAAAUAAAUUGAAUGUUUUUCUUAAAAGUUUAAUUUCAAGAAGCCACAGUAUCAUUGCAGGAUUGUUAACUAGCUCAAAGGCAGACAUAAUAUGAUUCCCCACCCCCACCAGAUCUAAUAACAACAGCCAUUCCUCUAUCAUUUUCCAAGCCAAAGGUUGGAAUGAAGAAAUGUCCCACAUACUGUCCAAAAUCAGAGCAGGUAUUUUAGACUCACUGCAGAAUGAGUUUAACGGCUCUGCAGAAACAGACAUCACCACCACAUCUAUUGGGCUUUCAGUGUAAGCAUGCAUAUUUCUGUACGAGACUAAAAUUAUUUUUAAGAUGCUACUACUCGUACUUGUUAAAAUUCAAAGUUUGUUUUGGUUAAUCCUGGAGAAAACUGAAACUUUCCAGGAUUUCACAAGAAACAUUUGAAACUUUCCAGCUGUCCACACAGUGAAAAGUACAAAGAAGAAACUGGAACUUGAUAUCUUGCCAAGACAAACAAGUAUAGUCUAUUUGUAAAGCUGCGAAAGAGUACUUGCUCUUUAGCAAACAUUUUAGUUACUGCAUUUACUGUAUCUAUAAACUAUGCUGCUAAUCCAGCCUGUUCUUAUCAAGUUUAUGAAUAAAUACUUCUUAUCAACUGCACCAGCUUAAACCAGAUGUACUACACAUGCCUACACCCACACCUUAAAGUGAGGAUGCAGGAUUUAUUUUAUAAGAUCCAGAAAUAAUUCUCCAAAUAAACAUGUAUUUGCUCUGUCAGCUGGAGGACCUUUUUAUUUCCCUAAAAUUAGGAGACAACUAAAUUACAUUACAUUACAUUGGUCUAAAUAUGGUGUCAUUUUCAGUCUUGUGCCUAAUCUUUUAAGAUAAGAUUUAUCUCCCUUUCGUGAGGGAAAGUCAGGGUUUUGUUGUAUUCCAAAUUUCUCUGAACAUCUGAGACAAAUUUCCUGCAUACGUACUUCACAGUUCACAUCUGGUCACACAGUAAAGCCUGCAAAACAGACUUCAAAACAACAUUUCAAGAGGUGAUAAGGGACUAUUGACAAGAAACUUCUCUUAAGUAAUUGCAUUUAUCAUAUGUAUUACUUCAUUACUUCAUUCUAUGUAACAAUAUGUACAGCACUGUGACACCUGGUAGAAGAUCAUGCAAUCCUGAGUCUCUGCUAGGACUGCAGCAUUGAUAAGGAUGUUUCACCAUCAAUGAGAGUGUAGUUUCAUUCUAAGUGGGAACCUCACUGAAUGGUUCCCAGAAUCUGGUUUCCCCAUUUUCUUCCUCAUCACCAUUGACUAAAUUAUGUGAAAAGAUCACCUCAUACAAGCCCAGAGGAAUCCAGAGACUCUCUUCACCUAGCUAAAAGAUCUUGAUGCUGAUAACCUUGCUGUUCUUUUCACAAAUCAUACUCAGCUGCAAGAGAAGGUGAAUAUAGGACUGACAGAUUUGCCAAGCAGAUGAGGUUGAACAUAAGUAAAUAUAGAAUAUAAACAGCCUAAAAACAAGGAGUAUGUUAAAUAAGAUGUUCUGUACAGUUAAGAAGGCUGUGGUUGAGAAUGACAUUACAAUAAACCAGACUGUCCACAACGGAUGUCUACGGGA
Messenger RNA from Labrus bergylta (ballan wrasse), 3537 nucleotides. RefSeq names its product atypical chemokine receptor 4a (gene ackr4a). Gene Ontology annotation, molecular function: C-C chemokine binding; scavenger receptor activity; C-C chemokine receptor activity. NCBI's taxonomy places the organism in Eukaryota, Metazoa, Chordata, Actinopteri, Labriformes, Labridae. The record is from RefSeq and is a predicted model, not a curated record. Gene Ontology annotation, cellular component: membrane; external side of plasma membrane. Gene Ontology annotation, biological process: cell chemotaxis; G protein-coupled receptor signaling pathway; positive regulation of cytosolic calcium ion concentration.